Messenger RNA from Varroa destructor (honeybee mite), 1339 nucleotides. RefSeq lists its product as uncharacterized. Gene Ontology annotation, cellular component: plasma membrane. Gene Ontology annotation, biological process: sodium ion transmembrane transport. Gene Ontology annotation, molecular function: ligand-gated sodium channel activity. The record is from RefSeq and is a predicted model, not a curated record. NCBI's taxonomy places the organism in Eukaryota, Metazoa, Arthropoda, Arachnida, Mesostigmata, Varroidae.
GGCAUAUCACGGCUGAACCCUCGUUCUUUUAUCGUUAAUCGCUUCCCUGGGUGGAGCGCCUUGUGCCAUUACAUCAGAUGGUCACUUAUCGCCAUUGUGUGUCUUUGUGGAUUAAUGUACCAAUCACUGAAGUCAUUUGAAGCUUUUUUUGAAUACCCGUAUGAAGUGGUCGUUUACGAUAGCAGAGGCUCGAAUAAAUUGCUUUUUCCAUCGGUGACAGUCUGCCCUGAUAUUUGGGUUGAUUCGCAGACAAAAUACUGCAAAUCCGAUCCCCGCGUAUGCACUUCUAUGGGUCAGAUGAUCACGAUCGGAUUCUAUCACUUUCAAAACAAUGCCACUAUGAGACAUCUCAUGCGAUUCGCAGCCCGUGAUCUAUUCUCAUGUAAGAUGGUGUCGUCGAAAUGUCCCAGCUUUGAUUGCUCAGACUUCAUAAAACCGUCGUAUUUUCGGCAGCCCCGCGCUCAGUGCUACAUGUUGGAUGUUGUGCAGUUUCUCCCAAAGCUUCAUCCGUUUCACCAGUGCAACGACAUCUGGUCAUAUAGACUAGAUUUAUACUCGCAGUGGAACCCAUCUCGAGCAAUGCGUUUGGCCUCAGAUACGAUGGAUACAGCAGUCUUCGUGCAGGGUCCAGGAAGUUCCACUCCAUCACGACAACCCGAUGUUGAGUUGCCCACUGGCAGAACUUUGCGUAUUGGUGUACGGCAGUUGGUGACGGAAAGGCUACGAUAUCCGUUUCAAUCCGACUGCCGUACUUAUGAAAGGUUUGGCCCGGCGUUUUUUGGUCAAGAAAGUAGGGAAUAUUGCGCUCAGAAAUGUAUGAUCCGUGAAGAGAUUGAACUUUGUGGAUGUGCGCUAAACUUACACGAGUUCGCCGAAACAGUCGUCAGUGCAGACGUCAUGUGCAACAUACCCCUAACAUUCAAAUGUUUCCAACAAAUAUCGAACUCGGAUGUCGUUGCCCGCUGCACACGACAAUGCAACAUCCACUGCCGGGACGUCUCAUAUGAUAUUAAGGUUUGGUCCGUUCGGGGCUUGGAAUACGCGUCAAAUGAGAUGGGGGCGGAUGAAAAUUUAACGGAACGUGAAAAUGGAUAUCGUUUACAUCUCGAGUUCUACUCGGAUAGAAUCGAAAUCACCGAGGAGCAGCAAAAAUUGUCGAGUAUUGAGCUGCUUGGACUUUUCGGUGGCUACGCAGGAAUGUGGGUUGGACUAUCCCUGUUGGAUACUCUCGAAUAUAUAAGUUUUGUUUUAGUUAACAGAAAAAGUUGAACGAUACAUAAUUCUGAAAUUUACUGAUAGGGAUACGCCCUUUAGAUGUCGGAACUGAUACUGUCGUAAU